GCGGUCCUUCCUUGGGUUAAUAGCAGAUGGUCUCGAAACGGACGCACCAUCUCUUUUGAAAUCCGAAAACUUGGUUUAGACCCGGCCACCCGACUCCUGCUUGGACUCCAUAGCCUAGUAACUGGUAUAAAAACACGCCUGCCCAUCCCCCUGAUUGCUACGAAGCAUCCCUGCCUUCGCUUGCAUCCCGACCCUAUCCUUCUCUCCACCCAUUUAUCUUGUGUCUAAUAUUGAACACUCUAUCUUUGCUAUGGUCGCAAUUCCCGCGUCGCCUCCACUCCUUCCUCUACCCUUAGUGGCAGCGGAUGGUCCACGUCCGAGUGCAAAGUCCGCACCGAAGGGAUACUUCCUACCUGACCUUGUUGGUCAUUGCGAGUUUCCUUUGACUUACAACCCGCACGGAGACACCGUUGCCCCGGAAGCGGACAAAUGGUUAGACCAAGGCUGCCCCGAGCUCGCACCGAAAGCGCGCAAGGCUUUAUAUGGCUUGCGAGCCGGAGAACUUACUGCGUUUUGUUACACGUCCUGUGACGCGCAUCACCUACGUGUUAUUAGCGAUUUCAUGAACUACUUGUUCCACCUGGAUAACAUUUCCGAUGGCAUGAUGACGCGCGAGGCGGACGUCCUCUCUGACAUUGUCAUGAAUGCCCUCUGGUUCCCAGACGAGUAUCGGCUGUGCAAGGGCCAGUCUCCUGAGGAAAUCAGUGCUGGCAAGUUGGCACGAGACUAUUGGCGCCGAUGCAUUGCGGACGCGGGGCCUGGUGUGCAAGCACGCUUCAAGGAGAACCUGCAGCUCUUCUUCGAAGCUGUUCACAUUCAGGCAACACAUCGUGAAGAUGGUGAAAUCCCAGAGUUGGAGUCAUACAUUGACGUGCGCCGUGAUGAGAGCGGAUGCAAACCUGUCUUUGACUUGAUUGAAUACGGACUUGGUAUCAAUCUUCCUGAUUUCGUCAUCGAACAUCCCAUCAUCAAAGCGUUGAAUCAGGGCAGCAAUGACUUGGUGACCUGGUCAAACGACAUAUUUUCCUACAACGUAGAACAGGCCCGUGGAGACACUCACAACAUGAUCAUCAUCCUAGAAACCCGUUACGGGAUGGAACUUCAGGAUGCGAUGGACUACGUUGGUGAGAUGUGCCGAGUCACGAUGGAGAACUUCGUCGCAAAUAAGGCACGGGUACCGUCCUUCGGCUGUCCGCAGCUCGACCGAGACGUCGCCGGGUAUGUGCAGGGCCUCCAGGACUGGAUCGUGGGCGCGCUGCAUUGGAGCUUUAUGAGUAAGCGGUACUUUGGCACGGAAGGCGCGGAGAUAAAGAAGCAUCGCUACGUGAAGCUUCUGCCGAAGAAGACGAGUUCGACACCCCCGGCAUGCGCACAGACGACGAGCGAGAGCCUAUGAGCGCGGGCAACCGCCAAAUCGCUUACUCAUUGCUGGCCUUCCGGCUGUCUACGGAUGCCGAAUAUAGCCGUCAAAAAGCUUCGAUUUCAUGCACGCGUUGACGGGCUGGGGGAGGGAAGCUCGUCGCGCGGUGCUGGCAUAUGCAUGUUUCUACUGUAUUUAUUGCAUGCGUUGGUGACCCGACUUGAACAUUACUUGUAUUCUUUGCUUCUGCCUCGCGGCACGGUCGUU
This is a messenger RNA of Fomitiporia mediterranea MF3/22, 1627 nucleotides long. Its product is annotated as terpenoid synthase. The record is from RefSeq and is a predicted model, not a curated record. NCBI's taxonomy places the organism in Eukaryota, Fungi, Basidiomycota, Agaricomycetes, Hymenochaetales, Hymenochaetaceae. The transcript is spliced from 4 exons. The coding region runs from base 251 to 1396 and encodes 381 amino acids.